Myxozyma melibiosi is the source of this 3196-nucleotide messenger RNA. RefSeq names its product microtubule associated protein-domain-containing protein. The coding region runs from base 483 to 3134 and encodes 883 amino acids. Gene Ontology annotation, molecular function: microtubule binding. The record is from RefSeq and is a predicted model, not a curated record. NCBI's taxonomy places the organism in Eukaryota, Fungi, Ascomycota, Lipomycetes, Lipomycetales, Lipomycetaceae. Gene Ontology annotation, cellular component: mitotic spindle midzone; cytoplasm; spindle. Gene Ontology annotation, biological process: mitotic spindle midzone assembly; microtubule cytoskeleton organization. The transcript has 3 exons.
GUUAUAAUCAGUCACAAUAGUUUCGCGCACCACAGUAGUUUCGCGCACCCACUCGGUUGGCAAGUCUUAUGCGUACAAACCCCACGUAAACUGUUGCAAAAUUCGCCCUGACAACGGAGCCCUAAACUUGCACACAAAUAGCAUAACUGGAAGUAAAAAUGUGCAUAGGUUUGUUUACUUUUCGCACUGACAGCGUUAAAUGUCAACAAACUGGGUUUAUCUCGUUCUUGCUGUCCCCUGAAAUAAUAUCGACUGAAACAGGUCUGCACAGGAAAUAGCCAGAUCUGCUGCCUCAAUAUUCAUAAAAGAGAGAUUGAGCAGCAACUAAUAUUGGGCGGUUUUACCCCCUAACAGAAGAUCGGAAUAAUAGCACCAGAACUUAUAAUCGACCUGAACAGCUUCGCAAUAUCAACCUGCGGUCACUGAGAUCUGAAGAAACACAGACAGCAGAUCAAAAAUCGCCAAACAAACAAGAAUCAACAAUGGCUUCUACUCUUCUCAAAUCACAAACAAAGUCAAAUGUGGACCGACGAGGGUCUUACAUAUCAUCGCAACUCACGGUGAUAAAUGACAAGCUCCAAAUGCUAUACGAUGAGAUCGGAAUAUCAGACGAUGAGCGGACAAUACGAGAGAAGAAUCUUUAUGCCGCUGUCUCUCAGGCGCUUGAGCAGCAUGUUUCUGAGGUCACCGCUGAGAAAGAGGAUCUGUAUAAACAAUGCCUUGAUCUCCGUGAGCAGUUACUCAGCAUGAUGGCAGCACUCCAGGACGUCCCGGAAGCCGAUGAGGUGAUUGGGGAGACAGAGAAAGCUCUUGAGAUUAGUACUCCGCUAUUGGAUACUUUAGAGGGGCUAAGCAAGAAGAAUAAGAGACUUCAAGGGCUGUACACAGAGCGGUAUGAACGCGCACACGAACUCUUGGAUAAUCUGCGAACCUUUUCGCAAGUUAUGGAAGGAAUCGACGUGCGAAAGGAUCUCCUGGAACUCCAGCCGAAAAGCAUCAGCCUUACGAACAGCAACUUGGCUUCUCUCGAAACCGAAGUACUCAGACUAUCUGAUGAAUAUGAGCGGCGAAUCAAGGUUGUCCAAGCUGACGCAACAGAGAUCGUCUCUCUGUGGGCACAGCUGGGCACCUCUCAGCACAAUAUUGACAGAGAUAUCCUGGCUUACUACAAGGACAAGCCAGAGAUGCUGGGGCUCACCGACAAACAGAUGGAUGCUCUGAGAAAGCAAAGAGAAAGCUUAGAAAGCGAAAAAGAAAGUCGAGUUCAGCGCCUGUCUGUCACAAAAUCUGCGGUACAACAUCUGUGGAGUAAAUUGUCAGAAGAAGAGUCUGUCGUCAAGGCUUUCGAUAGAGCUAACAGAGGCAUUGCGCUGUCAGUAAUUGAGGCUUACGAGAAUGAGUUAGCACGACUCAAUGAAAAGAAGCGUGAUCAUAUGCACAUUUUCAUUCAGGACGCCCGCCAGACCCUUCGAAGCCUUUGGGACAGUUUAUAUUUUUCGGAAGACGAAAUGCUAGAGUUUACCCCCGCUUGGACCGACAUUUUUACAGAUGCGUCUCUUGUUGCUCAUGAAUCCGAGAUUGCUCGACUUGAAAAGCUGCUGCAAGAGCGGAAACCUAUAUUGGCCUUGAUUGAUGCCUACAGAGAAUUACAGCGCGAUAGUUUGGAGCUUGAGCAGUCACAGCAAGAUGCUUCUAGACUGAUGGCUCGAGGCACUGGACGCCGAGACCCUAGCCGUUUGCUUCGCGAAGAACAGAUGAGGAAACGCAUAGCGAAGCGGAAGCCCAAGCUCAUGACUGAUCUCAUUGCAUCGCUCUCUCGAUGGGAAACUGAAAACGAGCGGCCCUUUAUGGUGAAUGGAGAGCGAUUUAUUGAGGUAUUGCGAGAAGAAGAGCAGGCGGCGAAGGCACCGCGCGGGAGGAAAACGCCGUCUAGGAGCACGGCGAGCACUUCAAAUCCGAAAGAAGAGGUCAAAACUCCUGCUACCAGAUCCGUCAAGCGAGCGCCUCUACAGAGUCGUGACAUUCACCAACUUAAUAGUGUUCCUCCGAAACAGCCGAAUUUCCAGGCCGAGCAAAAGCUGAAGGGCUCCAUUUCAAAUGAUCCUUUUAAGACGUCCCGGUCGCGCCGACCUAAUGAGAACAUCUCUCCGAUACGCGGAAAUUCAUCAGGAGAUAGCAGCACUUGCUCGGGUAACAGUCCUCUGAAGAUGCGAACGAAGGCUCAACAAAGGUCAGCACAAGUCGGUCUAUCCAACUCGCUCAAUAGCCAGUCCACUUCAGUCGCUACAAGUGCUCAAAGAGCCAAUUUGGCUUUGUCAGUUGCACGGGCUAAGACGGCGCUGGGAACCCAUUCAAGCAACAAAGCCUUGCCUCCUCCAAUGUCAAUGUCAACUCCCAAGCCGACAGCGAAAAGCAAGCAGGAGAGGUUUCCUAGACUGGACCCCCCAUCGAGGCAGACUGCUUCUUAUCUGUCAAGAUCAGCAUCAUCCAAAUCAAAUGCUUCUUCCAGCUAUGGCUCCAGUGUUGCCAGUAACGCCUCAGAGCUACGUGGGAAUACCACUGCGACACUCGACUCACUCGCCUCUUUGCGUAUGUCUACUGACAACGAAGGAGAAAUUGCCUAUUUCUCUCGGAUCCAGUCUGAAGAGACUCCGCGCAACAAUUCGAAGCGCAGAUUUCUGCCUGGAGAGGUCUCUGAGUUUGUUGAUGAUUACGAUGAUGAAUAUGAGCAUGCUACUGCAAGUCGGCGGUUAUCCUCUGUUGCCAGCAUGACCGAUGAGAAUAAUCACACUAUAACUGAAGAAAUCAACGAGCAUGCAGCCGAUCUGUCGAAGACUAUUAAGAAUCAGCGGCAAAGCGACUCAGACGGAGACGAAGGAGCCAUGGAAACCCUGCUCGCCAUCGACCGGCUCGCUCUGGAACCACCUCCCGAACCUAGCCCGAUGAUUUCCAAGAGCAGCAGAUUCUUCAUCGACCGCAGCGGGUUUGAGGAUACAGAGAUCAGUUUCAUCAGUCCGCAGCAUAUGCAGCCCUUGGGAUAUGAUAUCCCAUAUGCGACGGAGACGCCGCCGUUUGUAAAAGUUUUGCCUGAUCGGAUGAAGUUAUUUGAAGACGAUGACAGUGGGUGUUUUUGAUUUGGUUUUUUAGCACGGAGUUUGUAUUUCAUUGUUUUUCUCGCUGUAUACGACUAGCCACA